CAUCGCCCUAUAGCCGCGAACUAGCAUUCACUCCUACCACCCUCGUUUUCCACGUGUUACCCUGGCUACUUGGUCGCGGAUUUUGUCGCAUCCAGGUUAACCCCAACGUGUUUACCCUGCCUAUGAACAGUGAAAACACGCGCUAAGUCAUGGCUUCCCUCCAGUCAGCACCAAAUAUGGCGACUGGAAGUAUGAGCUUGCCGCCCAAUCUGACACAGCAACACAUCCAAGAGGUUUUGCAGAAAUUCAAGCAGAUGCAAGAGCAAGGUGUCCGCCAUGAUGACCCUGAAUUCCUUAAAGCCCAGCACCUUCUUUCGGCCGUUCAUCGACAGCAAUUUUUUCAGAAGCAAAGGCAAGUCGCGCAACAGCAGCUCCAGGCGCAACAACGUCAACAACAAUUGAAUGGCGCCGCUGCAGAUUCUGCUACUACGAAUGGUGUCAAUGGUAAGCCCGUUGUUACAUCCCCUCCUUUGUAUGCUGGCCAGGAUAUCAUCCUAACCUUGAAAACUGUCAAACCAGGGCGAACCAACUCUGUCUCUUCUGGCACUGGUGUCGUUCAAGAUGGUCUUUCUACGCAGGCAGGUAGUCAGCAGCAAGCCCCAGUGCAAGCUAUCUCACAAAAAGGAGCCCCUGUUGCUAGUGGUAGUUUCUCAGCGGAACAGCUUGCCACGCUCAGGAAUCAGAUUGUCGCUUUCAAGUUGCUAUCGAAGAAUCUCUCGAUACCGACUCGUGUCCAGGAGCAACUGUUUGCUUCUAAGAAGCCGCAAACUCCCGCACCCUCUGAUAAUGUGACGGCAGCAGAAAACGUUUUGGAAAGCGUGUCUCAAAGCAAGACUGAGCAACCUGCUAGUACAGCAGAAACUUCACAACCUAAAGAUUUUUACGAAACGUUUCACUCUCCUUAUGAUUCUGUUCCCCAAACCAUCAGCUUCUCCGACCACGCUUCCCGCGCAUACCGUAUGCGCAUCCCUGCCUUGAUGCCACCAGGUAUCGACCUGGAGCAGGUGCGAGAGGAAAGGGAACUGGUCCUGUAUAAUAAAAUCAACGCACGGAAAGCGGAAUUGGCAGAACUGCCUGCCAAUAUAGGCGUAUGGGAUACAAGCCGGAGUGACACCGCAACAGGCGAUGACUCGUUGAAGUUGAAGGCACUCAUUGAAUACAAGAUGCUCAAUCUCCUUCCGAAGCAAAGGAUAUUCCGCAAGCAGAUACAGAACGAGAUGUUUCACUUUGAUAAUUUAGGAAUGGCUGCGAACCGCUCCAACCAUCGUCGUAUGAAGAAGCAGUCAUUGCGUGAGGCUAGAAUUACCGAAAAGCUGGAGAAGCAACAGCGUGAUGCUCGUGAGACUAGGGAGAAGAGGAAGCAAUAUGAUCAGCUCCAAGCUAUUCUAAAUCAUGGUGCUGAACUCCAGAAUGCUGCAAACCUACAGCGCACUCGCAUGCAGAAACUAGGCCGUAUGAUGCUUCAGCAUCAUCAGCAUAUGGAGCGUGAAGAGCAGAAGCGUGUUGAGCGUACUGCUAAGCAACGUCUCCAGGCUCUUAAGGCUAACGACGAGGAGACCUAUUUGAAAUUAUUGGGACAGGCGAAGGAUUCACGUAUAUCUCAUUUGCUUAAUCAAACCGACAACUUCCUUAAACAGCUUGCUGCUUCGGUUAGGGAGCAACAACGCAGCCUGGCCGAGCGAUACGGCGAGGACGACCAGUUCUACGACGAAGAGGAAGAGGAAGAGGACAUUGGGUCUGGAACUGACGAUGAAACCGGCGGAAGGCGCAAGAUUGAUUACUAUGCUGUCGCUCAUAGAAUUAAAGAAGCUGUUACCGAGCAGCCUACUAUCCUUGUUGGCGGCACGCUCAAGGAGUAUCAGAUGAAGGGACUUCAAUGGAUGAUCUCGCUUUAUAACAACAACCUCAACGGUAUCUUGGCAGACGAGAUGGGUCUAGGAAAGACUAUCCAGACUAUCAGUUUGAUCACCUACAUUAUUGAGAAGAAGAAGAACAACGGCCCGUUCCUCGUCAUUGUUCCUCUCAGCACUCUCACCAACUGGAACUUGGAGUUUGAGAAAUGGGCUCCCUCUGUUGCAAGGGUUGUCUAUAAAGGACCUCCGAAUGCGCGUAAGCAACAGCAACAACAGAUUCGAUGGGGCAAUUUCCAGGUUCUGUUGACCACGUACGAGUACAUUAUCAAAGAUCGGCCGAUUUUGAGCAAGGUCAAGUGGAACCACAUGAUAGUUGAUGAGGGUCAUCGUAUGAAAAACACGCAGUCGAAGCUGAGCAGUACCCUGUCCCAGUACUAUACCAGUCGUUACCGUUUGAUCUUGACUGGUACCCCUCUGCAAAACAAUCUACCGGAAUUGUGGGCACUCCUGAACUUCGUCUUGCCGAACAUCUUCAAAUCAGUGAAAUCUUUCGAUGAGUGGUUCAAUACGCCAUUUGCGAACACUGGAGGCCAGGACCGAAUGGAGCUGUCUGAAGAAGAACAGUUGCUGGUUAUCCGCCGCCUGCACAAGGUCCUCCGGCCCUUCUUGCUCAGACGUCUAAAGAAAGAUGUCGAGAAAGAUUUACCAGAUAAGCAAGAAAGAGUCAUCAAGUGCCGUUUCUCUGCGUUGCAGGCCAAACUGUAUAGGCAGCUUGUCACGCAUAACAAGAUGGCUGUGAGCGACGGAAAGGGAGGCAAGACUGGCAUGCGCGGCUUGAGCAACAUGCUGAUGCAGUUGAGGAAACUUUGCAACCACCCUUUUGUCUUCGAGCCUGUAGAGGAUCAGAUGAACCCCAGCCGGGGAACCAAUGAUCUACUCUGGCGCACAUCAGGUAAAUUCGAACUGUUAGACAGAAUUUUGCCUAAAUUCCGGGCCACUGGCCACCGCGUUUUGAUGUUCUUCCAGAUGACCCAGAUCAUGAACAUCAUGGAGGAUUUUUUACGGCUUCGUGGCAUGAAGUACCUCCGUCUCGACGGUUCCACUAAGUCUGACGAUCGAUCCGAUCUCUUGAAACUCUUCAAUGCUGAAAAUUCGGAGUACUUUUGCUUCUUGCUCUCCACACGUGCGGGUGGUCUCGGUCUUAACCUUCAGUCUGCAGACACUGUCAUCAUCUUCGAUUCUGACUGGAAUCCUCAUCAAGAUUUGCAAGCUCAAGACCGUGCACAUCGUAUCGGUCAGAAGAAUGAAGUGCGUAUUCUUCGCCUGAUCAGCUCUAAUUCCGUUGAAGAGAAGAUCCUUGAACGCGCACAGUUCAAGCUUGACGAUGAUGACUUGAAUGAUAUCAUGGCGCGGUCUGAUGAAGAACUGCUUGUAUUCCAGCGCCUCGACAAAGAGCGACCACAAAGGGAUCCCUACGGGCCUGGUCACCCGCUGCCACGCUUGAUGGGAGAGGAUGAACUUCCAGACAUCUACGUUUCUGAGGAGAAUCCCGUUACGGAAGAAGUGGAGGUUGAGAUGGCUGGUCGCGGUGCACGUGAGCGUAAAGUUACCAGGUAUGAUGAUGGCCUCACAGAGGAGCAGUGGCUUAUGGCCGUGGAUGCCGACGACGAUACGAUCGAAGACGCUAUCGCCCGAAAGGAGGCAAGAGUUGAGCGUCGCCGUGUUAACAAAGAACGACGUAGCCGGAAAGGGGGUGGGGAUUCAUCGCCGGAGCCGUCUCGUGAAAGCUCUGAAACACCUCAGCCUAAGAAACGGGGUCGCAGAGGCCCUGCACCAAAGCGCAAAGCAGAAGAGCUUGUGGAAGAGACUCCUCAGCCGAAACGUAAGAGGGGUAGACAAGCCAAGCCUGUGGAGACCUUGAGCCCCGAGGACCGUGUUACAUUGCAACGCAUACUUAACAACGUUUACCAGGCGUUGAUGGACAUGGAGCAGGAGCUACCGGCAGAUUCUUCUGAUAGUGAAGAUGGACCAGUCAGCCGGUCUAUUAUCGAGCCGUUCAUGAAACCACCCCCGAAGUCGCAAUAUCCCGACUACUACAUGAUCAUUCAGAACCCAAUUGCGAUGGAAAUGAUCCGAAAGAAGAUCAACCGUGAUGAAUACCAGAAUCUGAAGGAUUUCCGGAAUGAUAUUCAUCUCCUCUGCCAAAAUGCUCGGACUUACAACGAAGACGGUAGCAUUCUGUUCCAAGAUGCCAAUGACAUUGAGAGCAAAUGCCUUAGUGAGUUGAAGAAAGAGACCGAGGGCUACCCACAAUUUGCCAACUAUGAUGGCCUGGGAGCAUCUGCUGGUAGUAAUCAGAUCGUCGCGGCUACUUCCGGUGCUGAGACUCCCAGUGCUGCUGCCACGCCAAGCCAACCGAAGCUGAAGCUCACAUUCAAUAGUGGUAGCCGGGACAGUACAGGAGCCGCGAACGGAACCCCACAGACUGGGACGACGGAAGAGUGAUCUCUGGAUAGCUCUUCAUCGAGGCGGCGUGACAUGCUUGAAUCCCUAUUCGUUACGUGGGUGGAGCUUUAUCUCCACAAUGCACUUUACUGUUUUGAUCUUUUUGUUGACAUGUACCCAUCCGGCUUUGGACGGCGUUCUGUGACUUCGGUGAUGGAUGAUGGUUGAUGGCGCAUGCUCUGCUCUAUUGAAGAUACUGAUUUCAUUGACGGGUUUUCUUUUCCGAUUUCCUUUUUUUCCCCAUCAUUUCUUACGUUCAAACCCAAACAUUUCUCAUGUGUUUUCAGUGGUUGAUAAACUGAUCAGAUACAGAUUUUGUCUCUUCUCCCAUCCUUUGUUGUCCAUUACAUUUACCCUUUGUGCCAGGACGGUUUCCCCUUCCCUGGACUAGAGAGAGUUGAUUUCCCCUUUUGUCUCAGAUGAUGAGAUUGGUUGUAAUUGGAAUUUUUUCUCUUUUCAUUUUGUGUUUCUACCCUACCAAAGAUCGUGGUAGUCGUACAUCUACGUAUAAUUGUACUCUUGGCCGUUGAAUGUACCGUACCGAGGAGAUAAGAAAGCAGGAAUGUAAAAUCGAUUCAAUCCUAAUACAUUAUACAGCGAACAUUAUCUGGACGGGGCCCGUUAU
Messenger RNA from Aspergillus alliaceus, 4983 nucleotides. Its product is annotated as putative RSC complex subunit (Sth1). The transcript has 4 exons. The record is from RefSeq and is a predicted model, not a curated record. Gene Ontology annotation, biological process: positive regulation of transcription by RNA polymerase II. NCBI's taxonomy places the organism in Eukaryota, Fungi, Ascomycota, Eurotiomycetes, Eurotiales, Aspergillaceae. Gene Ontology annotation, molecular function: histone binding; DNA binding; ATP-dependent chromatin remodeler activity. Gene Ontology annotation, cellular component: nucleus. The coding region runs from base 150 to 4358 and encodes 1402 amino acids.